Helobdella robusta is the source of this 333-nucleotide messenger RNA. RefSeq lists its product as hypothetical. The annotation marks the transcript as partial. Gene Ontology annotation, molecular function: voltage-gated calcium channel activity. Gene Ontology annotation, cellular component: voltage-gated calcium channel complex. The transcript has 3 exons. Lineage: Eukaryota; Metazoa; Annelida; Clitellata; Rhynchobdellida; Glossiphoniidae. The record is from RefSeq and is a predicted model, not a curated record.
AUUAUUAGCGGGGCAACUUGGACCUCCGAAUUGGAUGGAACGUUCACGAAAAACUUUCAAGAUGACCCUGACCUCUCCUGGCAGGUUUUCGCCAGUUCCGCUGGUUUCAUGAGGAUUUUUCCAGGUUUUAGGUGGCCGAGCCAUCAGGAGGAUGACGUUGAUUUGUACGACUGCCGCCUCCAACCAUGGUACAUAAGAGCUGCAAAUAGCCCGAAGAACGCGAUAAUUUUGAUCGACAGUAGUGGCAGCAUGAGAGGUCUGAGACGAGAAAUCGCGAGGACAACAGUGGAAAAAAUUGUGGAAACGUUUGGUGUCGAUGACUUUUUCAACGUU